Messenger RNA from Gadus morhua (Atlantic cod), 1075 nucleotides. Its product is annotated as transcription factor HES-2. The record is from RefSeq and is a predicted model, not a curated record. Gene Ontology annotation, molecular function: protein dimerization activity. Bases 16 to 732 code for a protein of 238 amino acids. The transcript is spliced from 3 exons. Lineage: Eukaryota; Metazoa; Chordata; Actinopteri; Gadiformes; Gadidae.
UCCUGUCGGCAUUAAAUGCUGUCGCUGCUCAAUGGAGGUCACUCACUUGACAUCUCUGUCCGAUACGAACACAAGCAGCGGAACUACCACUGCAUGACCGCUAAGAUGAAACUUCUUCAAGAAACACGAGAGGCUAAGAUUAAUAGAAAGCUCCUCAAGCCACAAGUGGAGAGACGUCGCAGGGAACGAAUGAACCGUAGUCUGGAGGGCUUGAGACACCUCUUGCUUCAAGGCGUACAACAAGAGGGUGGCGCGCAGAGGCGAAUUGAGAAAGCGGAGAUUCUGGAGCACACGGUGUUCUUUCUGCGCAACGUCACAACCGAGGGAACAAGCAAUAGAGAAGGAUGCCAGUUGGGCAACAACGGCUUCAAAGACGGCGUCUCGGCCUGCAUGCAGAGAGCUGUGCGUUAUCUGGGCCAGCAGGAGGAGGGGCUGCGGCCAGAGGCCACGCUAGACGCAGCGCUCGUCGCUGGCUUCGUCUCCUCGCGCCCGGCGAGUCUCACGUACACCGCUAAACCGUGCUCCUCGUCGCCUCAAACGAACAAGUUGCUAUCCAUCCGCCAGCUGAUCAAGUCGAGGCACGGAGAGUCGACGCGAGGUGACCCAAUGGGUGAGGUGGCUGUGUCUCAUCGAUCGCCGGUUCAGCACGCUUCCCCCCCGCUGAGACCGAACCAAGCCGUGGCCCAGUCCCUCUCCCGGUCCGGUUCGUCGCUCUGGAGACCAUGGCCCUGAAACAUCGGGACCAAAACAUCAGAAGCCGAAAAAGAAAAUACUUGAACUUAAAAUGACUGCAAAUGCUGCUUUCCCAAAUCAAGAUUUAAUAUAUGCCGCCCGCGUUGUUUUUGACAGUUUGUCCAAAUGUCCCCAAAGUGUUGUAAACACUGGUCCCUUGGUUCAUGUUUGUAUUUGAUCGUACAUGUGCUACUAAUGUAAAGGGGUUAUACACUUUAUACAGCAUACGCUGUGUCUGCACAGGCCAAAUGUUUCAGUUGCCAUAUUUAUCAAUUUGCACAUAAUUUAUUUAUAAUGUUUACUUUGUCGAAGAAAAUAAAAUCAAAAAACUAACCAAAUGUCA